AUGCCCUCGAUCACAUCCUCACCCACGCUGAACUCGAGAUACUCCGGAGCAUACACAGACAAUGGGGAGGGCAGCUCGUCGCAACCACCCAGCCUGGCAGGGUCGAGGCAGAACAGCCGAGGGAGGAGCAACGUCCAUGAGGAGGAACCGCGAAACGCUGGGAGUCCUUUGCAAGAGGAGGCUGUUAGGGAACGCGACUUUGCGCAGCGCAAGCGGAAUCGCAGGUCUGGAGGUUUCCUCUUAGACUCCGCUUUCUCUAGUGGACCGCGGAGCCGACUAUCACAAUUCGGAGGACAUGACAAGGACGAAAAGGGCAAGCAAUCUUCGCGUCAUAGCCAGACGCACGGACGAAGCGAGCAUGAAGAGAGACAUGCAGCAAAUGGCAUCGCGAGUGGUUCGCCUUUGUCGAGGGAGGUCAGGAUGGCUGAUGCAGGGCCCGCCGACGCAAAUCUGAGGGAAGAGUCUGUUAAUACUGAAGACCAUGCGUCGGAUGGUGUAUAUGUCAGAAAGACAAGAGCAGGUGCACCUGCGAUACCCUCGACUGCACACAACAGAGAACAGCACUCUGAUGCUACGACAGCACGGGCUGCCUUCGAUCCGAACCAAAUUGUACACAUGGCUCUGAGCUUGAAUGAGAGUCGCCGGCGGAACCUGAGUGCUGGCCAACUACUCACUCCACAGGCACAUGCCACAUCCGGAGGUCGUCCGAACGAAAGUUUUAGUAGCCCGGGCACUGGAAGUAAUCACUUGAGGCAAUACCUAAACGAACAGCGAAGAGUGUCGCGAAACAUCUCCCCAUUUGGCGAUAAAUCGUCCGGACGCCACAUAUCCAUGUCAGCACAACGCAGAGGGUCGGUGUUGAUAAAGGGGCAGCUUGGCAAAGAGCCGAGCGAAGAAACAUGGCAGCGAGUGGAGAAGGCUCGCGCGUUUAUUGAGCUGAGGAUAGAAUACCUGAGGCUUCUCGAAUUCCUGCCCCCGCUCAAGCCUGACUCUACUGCGCCUGGUAAUUUCGUGGUCACGGCAAACAACGUUCCCGGCAGUCCACACGCGCAAUUAACACGGGUGCCCUCUUACGCGAACAAACAUCAUGAACUUGGUCGGCCUUAUAACCCUUUACAAGUGUUACGGAAUCGCCGGAGCAGAGCAAGGGAAAGAAGAGGUUUCGAGCAUCCGCCAGAAGAGUUUGCAGAUGUGGAACAGGUUCACAAGUGGGUUGGCAGGGUAGAAGAAGCUGCAAAAUCUGUUAUGUACCGCCAACUCGAUGGAGUAGCUUUGCCCAAGCUUCAUGAGGACCAUGGAACAGCAGCUGAACCUGCGAGGCCCGCUAGACCCAACAAAAUUUGGAUGUUCAGUGCCGAAGAGCUGCUUGCAGAUGCGCACUGGCUCGAGCAUGGCGACAAUAAGACGAUCGUGGAAGACCGCUACGGACGUAAAAUUUUCCCACCGAAGGAACCUCAGAAGCAAGACCUCCUAUCAGCCCGCGCCAGCAAAGAGUACCCCGAGAAACGGAGGAGAAGUUGGGUCGAAGGCAUUGUAGCGGAUAGCCACAACACAACUGGAGACGAAAGCGAAGCUUUGAGUGAUCGUGGCCGCAAGCGCAGGCUCUUGCCCACCUUCAACCGUGCGGAGAGCCCGAAACACCGAAAACAUAACUGGAUCGGAUCGAAGCAACAGGCUGGAAGUGACACGGACUCUACUGACUCUGACUCUGAUCUGGAGAAACGUCGGUCGCGGAAGACUCAGCAAAUGGUGGAAGGGGACAACGAGACCGGUGCAUUGAAGCUCAGAAUGAAACAUCUCAUGGAACGAGAGGCCGAAGAGACGCAGAGGACGGAACCCCCUCUAUUGUUCACGCCGGACACCCCGAACAAAUGGGGACAGGAGACUGCUGACGGUCAUGAUGAAAAGGGUGUCCGAAGUUCUUUCGAAGUGUCAGAUUCGGCGAAUGGGUCUGUCAGGGUGAGAUUAGACGGGCUCAAGUUGCCUCCGAAACAGCGCAAUGAUCCUGAGUUGUCUAAAGAUCCGUCAAAAGAGUACAGAUCAUCAUUUGAGGAGUUCGAUAGCACAGCACCAAGCACCCCGAUUCACGCAAGACACUACCCGCAUAUCGAUAGCGACGUGUCACCACCACCAAGUCGCGCUGGUUCGCAAAAGAAGCCAAAGAAGAGCAAGCUGGACUUCUUGCGCUCUGAAGAGAGCAAAGCGAAGCAUGAUCAUGACUACCUCGUGCCAGAUCCAGCUGGGUUAGACAAGAAGCGUAGCUCUCGCAAUACCAGUGAAGAGGCUGAAGAGGGCACCGGUAUUGGGUCUGCGAUAUGGGCAGCACCCGGCGCAGUCAAACACUUUCUGGGACAUCGCAAGAAUGACAGCACCAAUAACCUAACAAGUCCCAUCAAAGACAAAGACCGGAAAGAGCUGAAGGAGCCGCCAUCUGCCGUCACAAGGUUCAUCAAAGGCGUGAAGAAUGAGAGCUCAAAAAUGGGAGGGUUCAUAUUCCGCAAAGACGGACAGACAGACGAAUCAGACACGGAUGCAGCAUCCGACCACCUCGUUGCCCUUGAAUCCGAGACAGACGAAGAGAACGGCUCCCUCCGCCGUAGGAAUCGACCCGACCUCGCGCGGAGCGAGACUGCCGAGACUGCAGGCAGCAGCACCUCCAAGACAUCCAAGAAGGCCACCGGCUACCACCUCGAACUCCCCUCUUUCCGCUCCUCUUACCAGAACAAGAUAGACGAGGACAGCGCCUCAGAGCUCUCCGACCACCAUAUCGCCCGCCAGGCCCGCGAAACAGCGAACAAUCGCUCUCCGCGCUUCGACAAGCUUGCUCCCCCCGGCCUUGAUCUCUCCCGCAUAUCAUCCACGUCGUCCCCAUCCCCAUCCGCAAGCCAAGAUCGGAUCUCCCAGCUCCUUGCACGUCCCGGCGGCGUCGGCCACGCAGGCCUCCCUGUAACCUCCCUCGCCAAGGACAAAUUGCCUCCGUCCAGCACCUCCAUCAGCCCCAAGCGCAGACCGUCCCGGCCUACCCUCGAGGGCAAACGCCACUGGAGCAUCACAGACAGCCGAACCGAGCUCGCCCGCGCUACCAGCACCACGACCAUAGUGACCCCCAGCGACAUCGCCCGCGUCCGCGCCCUCUUCCUCUGCUCCGGCAUCAAAGCCAAGGAGAUAAACCGCCGCGCUCUCGAGGUCCGCGAAAACCCCCCAGCCUUCCUCACAAGAGCUGCGAGGAGCGCAAACGCCGAUCUCUACGGCGUGAGCAGAAAAGAAGAGCACGUGCUCGCAGCCCGCAUCCUGACCACAGCCUUCGAAACGCGCAUCGAAGAACUCCAAGCCGAGGCUCGCCGCUUCCGCGAGGAAACCGUCGUGCAAUUGCAGAGCCGCAUCACGGACAUCAAGGCUACCGUGGAGACAUCCCUCUUCGCGCGCGUCCGCGAAGGCGGCGACGAGGCGCUGCAGGUCUCGAGCAGAGUCAGCGCCGAUGCGCCGCUCGCUGUCAAACAAAUCACCGACGAUAUCGAGCACAUGAUGCGGAUGCGGCGGCGGCGCUCGCGCUGGGUGCGCCGCGUUGGGUGGACGCUGCUCGAGUGGGCGCUGCUGGGCUUCAUGUGGUGCGCGUGGCUCGUCGUCACUCUAUCGCGCGUCGUCGGCCGCACAGUCUUCUUUUUCUGGAGUAUCUUGAGAUGGUUGCUUUGGUUGUAG
This is a messenger RNA of Didymosphaeria variabile, 3699 nucleotides long. RefSeq lists its product as uncharacterized. The record is from RefSeq and is a predicted model, not a curated record. Lineage: Eukaryota; Fungi; Ascomycota; Dothideomycetes; Pleosporales; Didymosphaeriaceae. The coding region runs from base 1 to 3699 and encodes 1232 amino acids. The transcript has a single exon.